CGACUGAUCAUCGUUGAAAAUUUUUUCCUCUUCUUCGCGUUAAAGAUUUACAAUUAUGAGUGAGGCCAAAAUACAGAAAUAAGAAAAGUCCACCACGCGGCCCUUCGAUAGAGCUCGUGUGUUCGCUUGAACAAUCAAAAGGGAGCUUUUUUUCUUUGAGAGAGGCAGGGGUCACACACUGCUCAGAACCUUACUCGAGAAGAGCGGAAGAGAUGUAGUUCGAAAGAAAAAGUCAAGCAAGUUUACUAAAGCUGUCCCAUUGUGUAUAACAGGCAGUGUUGGAAGACUCGUCGAGAAAAUCGGAAAAGCGAAAAUUGAAAUACAUAAAUCGUUAUUCUCGAAAAUCGAAACAGGGAAUUGGCCUCAAGGAGCGCCAAAGGAGAAGCCCUCACUCCCCACGCAGUAAGAAAGCCCAAAAAAUAAGAUAGACUUUGAGAAAUCCCAAAAUAAGAGACCCAUCCCAAAAAAUUUUCUUUUUCCCAUGGAUGGGUCGUGGCCUCGGGCGGAGAAAAAUCAUGGCAGAUCGGGCCGCGGCCGCGGAGGCUGCUCCUGCGAAGGAGCAGGAGGCCCCCUCCGAACAGCAGCAAGCGGAACCGAAAGCAGCGCCACCACCUGCAGAAGUGCCACCUCCUAAGGAAACUCCCGCAACCGGCGCUGCUGCACCUCCUCCAGUUGUGGAGGAAAUACCGAAAGGAAGCAAGGACGUCGAUACGGCAGUACCUCAGGAAAGUAAAGAUGUCGAAACGGCAGUACCAGCGCCAGAGGAUGAAGAGGCAGGCUCUCCCAACCACAGACAAAAGUUCGCAGACCGAGCUGCAUUUGGAGCAGCACUUGCAAGGCAACGAGGAGAAGCAAGAUUACUCAAAAUAACAGAAGAAGGCGCAUUGGUUCCGUGGAGAGAAGCGACGCCACAGCGAAUCGGAAAAGCGUCACAGAGUCUUGGGUUGCAGUUGUAUUUUAUUUGCGGCAAGAUCCUCAACCUCAUAGAUAUUUUUAUUAUCAUACAACUGUGAGAACUUCAACGUGCUCCAAAGCUAGCGUUUUGCCUUGGACGUUCGUACAAGUGAAUUUUUUCCAUGUGUGAAGGGGAUAUCGUGUGCACUCCCUUUGUAUUCGAUAAACUGAAAUAACCGAGUUACUGACUGAAAUAAGGGAGAUAGCUUAACAUCGAUCAACUGCUUGCUUAUUUCAGUUUUUCGAAUAGUUUGUUCCUCGCAAAAGUCCUCAUCGCUCAGACAUUCCUUCGCAAGAAAACUCUAAUCUGCGUUCCUCAAGUCCGGGUGUCGUUUUCUCUUUUUCUGGUCGCUUUGCCUCGCUCCGCUACUUUAUGUCUGCAGUCAGCCGAGUCCGGGUGAUGCCCGAUUAGAAGUGGGAGGGUUGGCCCAGUACAGUCUCGCAAGCUUUGGAGAUCAAGAUGGUACUACUACUACGACAGUUGCUGGUGGAGGUACUAGUAGUAGCACUACUGCAGGUCGUAGUACUGCAACGUCAGGAGGAGCAUCUUCUGCGACGGCUUCUUCAACGUCCACUAAAUCAAGAACAGUAACGCUUCUAGGGACGUCAUAUCCUAUGCAACAUGUAGCGCCGAUAUUGUCAGCGCUUGGAGCUCUUGGCGCAGCUGCGUUCUUUUAAGGAGUUUUUUUUUCUCAGAAAAUAAAUGUGCAUGUUGGUUUUCGCCAAAACGUCUUGUUGCCAAGGAGAACUUCUAAUCCUUCCUCUUCUCUUGGCAUUUCAUAAGUCUUUAGUUUGCUUUCAGCACCUUCUAAUGGGUCCUCUUCUGUUGGCAUUUCGAGCGCACGGUCGUCGCCAAGGCGUCAAUGGAGCUGGACCAGGCUGCGGUAACACCUGGAGACUUCACAGUACAAGUCGACUUUCUUCCGAUGGAGUUGUUCCAGUUUGGCCAGUCGGUUAAACCGAAUCAGAUCGCACCUAGCAAUGCGCAGACGAAUACUUUAGAGGAUAUAAAAGUAGAAAUCACUGACGCUCCUGAGGACAGAAAUGCUAAUAGCGAAGUACUAGAGAAGAGAGAUGACGACUUUUUUGGUGGGGGAGAGGGGGUAGCAGACGACGAGUUGAGAAAGUCACAAAGUAUAGUAGCAGGCACUGGCGAAGGAGACACUGGUGGUGGAAUAAAAAGUACUGGUGAAGAAGAUAAAACCGAGACAGUCUUCUAUUCUUCUUCCACCGCUCCGACAACGAAGAAAAGCAGAAUGCUUCCACCCGACACGAACGCUUUCCAUCAGAGCAACUAUCUGCCCGAAUUAAAACGGCACUUUGAAGAUUUGCUGGCUGCGGAACGACAGAAGCGGCAAUUAGACGGCUGUUUCGUGCCUCCGUCUGAUCUUGGGCCGCCGGCUGUAGCGGAUAUAGCGUUCGCACGCGAUUGGACUGGCACGCUGCUGCGGUGUAAAAGACAGGCGGAGCUGGACAAGCAAAUUGAGGAGUUGCGUCGUGACGGAGCUGAUGCGAAGAAAAUAGCGAAAUUGGAGAAGAAAUUGCAAAAAUUGUUCGGAGAAACAAGUACUGGAGGAGGUGACUCGGGAAAUGAUCCAACAGUUGCAAAUGAGGCGACAGGACGAGUGCAAACCGAUAGUAACAACAACGUAGAUCAUCUUCUUGGUACAGCAACAAAGCCUACUUCUCAAGCAGGAAGGACGUCGUUUUCUGUGGUACCAGACCAGCGCCAGAAAGAGGGAGUACACCAAAUGGCGGCAGGUGAAGGGGAGGAAAGAAUAAAUACUGAUGGCUUAGUAAAAAAUGCUUCCGGAGUAGCAGCUGCAACAACAGUAAAGCCGGAAGGGCCUCAACCUCUAGUCAAUGCUAAAGACGAACCAGGAGCAAAGCCCCCUUCAGCACUGGCUAUUUCCAGACCUUCUAGGGGCACAUCUCUGGCGAACUCCGGUCUUCGUGCAGACCCUAAAGCUAGGCAUGUCAUGCGUGCGUUCGUGACGUUUGAACUAGCCUACGACAAGGAACUAGCGGAAGAUCUCUACCAGAAAUCUAGAGGACACUUGUGGCGGCUGUUGUUCCAGUCCAAAGAGAAGAAUUUCUAUUCACACAAACUACGGAUCAUGCCGGCACCCGAGCCGACGAACAUACUGUGGGAGAAUCAAGACUUGCGGUUUCGCGAGUUUUUGUUGAAGAAAAUGGCGGUGGGGGGAUUGACACUAUGAAAAAAGACUGAGAGAAGAUAAAAUGUGUCUGGAAGUUUGUUUCGUGCGAUCUCAUGAAGCUCGAUGUAGAAGGAAGUAGUCUGUAGUUUUCUUUUCUACCCCUGGAGUGGGUACAUUGAUUCACUCACUCAAGGAAUAUUCGUUGCACUAGAUGGAGAUAUUUUGUUGUUUCUUGAGAGAAUAUAUUGCUUGAAUCUUCCUCCCUGUUUCCUCACCACACUUAAAGUCUUACCUUCGCCACACGGAUGCUCUAAUCUCCGUCGGCAUCCUGGUGUUAUUCGGGUACGCCAUCAUGCAGGGCAACAUCUUCGCCAAAGAUCUUAGUGAUAAGAGCAGUUCUGACACCUGUUCAGACCCCGUGGCGAUCCAGAGUAUCCCCACGGCCACUGGCGAGGAGCCUCAGGCGCUAACUUUUACACCAGCUGUGGCGUCUGAGUAUCUACGGAAUGCCACAACAUCGACCGGAUCGGCAAGUGGGAUCUCUCCCAGUUUUAAUAGUUGUCAGUGCGACGCCUUAGGGUAUGGAGCUUUGAUCAGUGAUUCGGAACUGCGUAACGAGUGCGACGGAUAUUUCUGGGACGCGACCGUGGUUGUAGCAUUGACCAGUGUUUUAUCACUUGCAGUGGUGGUAGUGAACGCAGUGCUGAAGACGGUCCUAGUCGCAUUAACUGCGUGGGAACGACCUGCGACAAUAAGCUUAUUAGAGCGAGGUGUGGCGACGAAAGUUUUUGUGGCGCAGUUCGUGAAUACAGCGUUGUUGAUUUUGUUCUUGAACGCAAGACCGUUGAGUGAUCAUUCUUUUGCAAGCGAUGCUCUGGGAACGAAGGGAGAGUAUAGCGAUUACAGUCACGAAUGGUACGCCACUGUCGGAGCAGCAGUGUCUUUGACCUUGGCGAUCAACGUGCUGUCCCCUCACGGCAUCGACGUAGUGAAGAGCUGGGUUCAACGAGUGAAAAUAUCCUGCUUCGCUCAUUGCUGUGCGGGAAAUGAAAGAGAUUUGAAAUUAUGUGCUUUGGGAAUGGAUUUUUUGUAAUUGCAUGGCAUUUGCUGUUUAUUGACUAUCGGACUUUUCUCAGCGUGUCGCUCAAGUAGUGAAUGACUCAUCAGUUAGUGUAUCGCUUAUAAGCGGUGACCAAUUCGCUUAAGUGGUGAAUACUUCAUCACUCAUUCGCUUAAGUGGUGACUCGUUCGUCACUCAUUCGCUUAAGUGGUGGCCUCUUCUAAUAUCUGAAUAUUUUGAGCCUCCGAAAUAUGAGUACGCAGCAAGGUGUGGAUCCGUCCUUAACACGCUGUUUGCGACGCUGUUAUUUGCGCCAGGCUUGCCGAUACUGAUCCCAUUUGCAAUGGUGAACUUUUUCUUAUGAGAGACAUCAGGUUAGAAAUUAAAAUAGGAGGCGAGGAUACUAUGCCUCUACAAGAUUUCCCGUUCUUCAUUCGUUUUAGCGUUUAUAUGACAGCAACAAAUGUGAAGGCCUUAUCGAAUCGCAUCAAAAGAAAGCUUUUCCUUCUCCUCUACAAGAAAGCAGUGCCCUUAUAUUAGUAUUUAUAGGGUUAGCGAUGGAUUGUGAAAUCCUUAAGGGAAUCCUUUAAGUGGCUUCCUUAAGGAGAACGGUUCUCCUUAAGGAAUUCCUAUUACCAAAAGUUAUUAUAACUUUCCUUAAGAGGAAAAAUUCUCCUUAAGGAAGGGCCUUAAGGAAAAUCUGUUAUAGCCCUUGGCUAAUAUUAGACCCCUCCUUAAGGGAUUCGCAAGGACUCGCAAGGCUCUCUAAAGCCCUUGCGCUGCUAGUGCUACGAGUUCACUCAAAGGCACCGCGAACAUGUUGACGCGUUCGCGGCUGUUAGUUUGUAGGCUACUCACGUACCCAGCCACAUCUGCAGCAGGACACUACGCGCCCACCCCUAGCGAAUCGCCCCAACGAACUUCCAGCCGCUACCCUUGUUAUCUAUCGCCCAGCGCCUUCAUUUUUUCGCAAAAACUUCAGGGAGGUCAUUCAAAUACAGAGAAAACGAAACGACCUCCCUGAAGUUUUUGCGAAAAAGUUAGCUCGCUCCCCUUCCGCGACUACCUUCCUUCCGCACACAGCAAUCGACCACAGGAGCGCGCGGCAGCCCUUGGAGAUGGUUAACCAGUAUACUUUUAACCAGCACAAAAGUGGGAGACUUGUAAGGGAGAGGGUGAGCACCUGAAAGGGCAGAGGCUGGCGGGCGCCAUCGUGUUGACUCAUGAGAAGGCCAAAGAUAUACAGCUCUGUGCUUGAAAAUCGAAGCCGUGGAGGACGUCGAUGCCUGUGAGAAUGAUUGAAUGAUAGCCGUGCGCACUUGCAUAGCUAAAGGGUGGACCCUGGUGAGCAUCAUCAUACUCAUGAGAAAGCCAAAGAUAUACAUCUCUGGGCUUGAAAAUUGAAGCGGCUGAGGAUGUCGAUGUCUGUGAGAAUGAUAGCCGUGAGUACUUGCAUGUCUGAAGGGUGGACCUUGGUGAGCGUCAUCACAUCCAUGAGAAGGCCAAAGAGAUUCAUCUCCGUGCUUGAAAAUCGAAGCCGGGUGAGGAUGUCGAUGUCUGUGAGAAUGAUAGCCAUGCGGAUUCGCAUGUCUGAAGGGUGGACCCUGGUGAGCGUCAUCACAUCCACGAGAAGGCCAAAGACGUACAUCUCUGCGCGUGAAAGUCGAAGCUGUUGACUUGAGGACGUCGAUGUCUGUGAGAAUGAUAGCCGUGAGGAUUUGCAUGUCUGAAGGGUGGACCCUGGUGGGUGUCAUCAUAUUUACCCACGAGAAGGCCAAAGACGUACACUUCUGCGCGUGAAAGUCGAAGCCGUUGAUGAUGUCGAUGUCUGUGAGGGUGAUAGCCUUGAGGACUUGCAUGUCUGAAGGGUGGACCCUGGUGAGCGUCAUAACAUCCACGAGAAGGCCAAAGAUAUGCGUCUCUGUGUGUGAAAGUCGAAGCCGUUGAGGAUGUCGAUGGUAAGACGCAAGCAGCUUGUUGUCUGUGAGAAUGAUAGCCGCGAGGGCUUGCAUGUCUGAAGGGUGGACCCUGGUAAGCGUCAUCAUAUCCAGGAAAAGGCCAAAGAUAUACAUCUCUGCGUGUGAAAGUCGAAGCCGUUGAGGAUGUCGAUGACUGUGAGAGUAAUAUGAUAGCCGUGAGGCCUUGCAUGUCUGAAGGGUGGACCCUUGUGAGCGUCAUCAUAUCCAUGAGAAAACCAAAGGCGUGCAUCUCUGCGCGUGCAAGAAAAGUCGAAGCCGUUGGGGAUGUCGAUGUCUUUGAGAAUGAAUGAUAGCCGUGAGGACUUGCAUGUCUGAAGGGUGGACCCUGGUGAGCGUCAUCAUAUCCAUGAGAAGGGCAAGGAUAUACAUCGACCUCAAAAAAGAAGCCGCUGAGGAUGUCGAAAGAAAAGAAAGUCGAAGCCGUUGAGGAUGUCGAUGUCUGUGAGAAUGAUAGCCGUGCGGACUUGCAUGGCUGAAGGGUGGACCCUGGUGAGCGUCGUUUUCAUUAUAUCCAUGAGAAGGCCAAAGAUAUGCGUCUCUGUGUGUGAAAGUCGAAGCCGUUGAGGAUCGGAUGUCGAUGUCUGUGAGAGUGAUAUGAUAGCCGUGAGCACUUGCAUGUCUGAAGGGUGGACUCUGGUGAGCGUCAUCAUAUCCAUGAGAAGGCCAAAGAGAUCCAUCGCCGUGCUUGAAAAUCGAAGCCGUUGAGGAUGUCACCUCCCCAGCCUUCCCUUCCUUGACACAGUGGGAGCCACCUUCCCAGCCUUGGCGAGCAGACUUGGCGACUUUUUUCGUUUGUCUUUCUGUCUCUUAGUAGUCAAUCUGUCUAGUUGUUAACCUAUGCCUGGCGCAGCGGGCCCUUGAUGGGCCCGCUUUCUGGGCACGUAAUUAUAGUCCUUUGAGCUCUAAUGGAAGCGUGCUAUUGGAGCGACAAGUUUUUGCUUUUGAGCUUUUGCCGGCGACCACCACAGUACGACGAAAAAGUUGUGGAGACAAUGAUGUCUUGGAUCCCUUAUGCGUUUCUAGUACACAGCGUCAUGGGCGUGUGGAUGCUGGGAAACGAUGCCGUUUUUCAGUCGGACUUCGUGGAGUAUUUUUCGAGUCGUGCGUCGAAAGCGAAAACUUCUUCUAGUAGUGCGUCAUCGAAUGGGAAAACCACGAUUAUCUUCGCAGUUCCGGACUUCCUUGGGCUCAACGAUGUAGAGAACGUCGUGGAGUCGGACUUAGAUUAUCCAACGCGGUUUGCGCUGCGGUGUAUUCGGGAAGGCGGGUUUCCGUACUUUUGCCUGCUUUUGAUCGUCUUGGGCUACUUCGCGGCGUCGCUGGUGAUGAGCUCCUAUGAAUAGAAUUUUCUAUCUUCAGUUCGCAAGUAGAUGCUCACUGUUAAUAUUUGCCAUUAGAGAUGACGGCCGGAUCGCCAGGAGCUGUCCGUAUUUUUCGGUUUCUUAAGGUAAGGACUUCGACAGUGUGUUAUGGUUUUUCUCUCAGGUCUUUCUUUUUUCUUCUAGUUACAGAUCGGCUCCACCACAAUGAUAGCUGGCAGUUGUUGUUGUUGUUGUGUGGUAGUGAUCAAUAGAAUUUAGAGGAAGUAGUGCUGGGAAAGUAGCUUGUCUUGGUUAUAAAAACGUGCUACAAGAAGAAGAGCAAUAGUAAGCUAUUUAAACUACAAGUAGAGCAAGAAGCUCCAGAGUGUAGUUAGCAUUGUUGCCGUUUGUUCCAUGAUCCCGCCCUACCUCUAAUCCCCUCUCCGUCUCGGCUUUGCCAUUUGUUGUAGCCCCAUAGCGGAUGCGAUACAGGAGAAUGGCGGUAGUUCCAAGGGUCAGCUAGCAAGAGAAGGCUUCGCAGAAGACGAAACUACAUACUCGUACGGUUUCCCCUAAUCCAUCUCCAGAAGCAUCUUGAAGCUGUCCUCCGUAAGAGGGAAGGAGCACCAGGAUGCGUCUCGAGAUGGUGGGGAUAAGUAGGGUAAGCUCUAAUACUCGGAACAAAAGAAGCUCUGGCGAGAAGCAAGGAUGUGUCCUGGGUACCAGCUUGGAGAUCACCCUGAAUGGCGGGAACUGCUCAAGGGAGUAGAGUGGCUUUCUAGUAGUGAUAGGAAUGCUAAUGAAAGGCGGACGGCUAAGAUUUCUAGUGCAUCCACGACAGCCAAAGCACAGGAUGAAGCAGAGACGUUGGACACUUUUGAUCUAGAAAGUUUUGACGACGACGCUGACUUCUACGAUGACUUCUACAGUAGCGAGACGACUGUGGAUGAUGAGUAGUAGUUCGUUCUUACAAGAGAUCCUUACUCGGAGGUUGUGUGAGGAUGCUAUGCCUCUACAAGAUUUCCCGUACUUCGUUCGUUUUAGCGUUUAUAUGACACCAAUCACAACUGUUCUUGUUAGCGUUUAGAUGACAUCACCACAUCUGCAAAGAUUAAAUUACAAGGGUAACUUCUUGCGUGCGUUUAGAUGACUUUGACAUCACCAAUGGCAGUACAGCCCCAUAUGAUAUCGACAUCAACAACAGCAAUGCAUCCUUUUAGGCUGCCAAGCCAAUGAGACGUAGUUUGUAAAAGGCCAGCGCAUACACGAUGGCGACUGAAUCCUUGCGCGAUGAUGAUCUAUGAUGAGAUAGAGAGCUUUAAUAUUUUGAAGACUAACUACGAACUCGGAGUUGUCGAUGAAGAACUUGUAGAACUUUAUUUCCUGAUUCACUCUAACGAGCAGGCACGCAGAAGGAAUAUGAAGAGAUGUUAUAAUAUUGCAAUUGCAAAGAAGACCAGGAGAAUGAACUCUCUGGAAAGUUUGGGAGCAU
This is a messenger RNA of Amoebophrya sp. A25, 8945 nucleotides long. The record is from the annotation of a GenBank genome assembly. NCBI's taxonomy places the organism in Eukaryota, Dinophyceae, Syndiniales, Amoebophryaceae.